Messenger RNA from Maudiozyma barnettii, 1821 nucleotides. Its product is annotated as RNA polymerase II degradation factor 1. Gene Ontology annotation, molecular function: ubiquitin binding. NCBI's taxonomy places the organism in Eukaryota, Fungi, Ascomycota, Saccharomycetes, Saccharomycetales, Saccharomycetaceae. The record is from RefSeq and is a predicted model, not a curated record. The coding region runs from base 1 to 1821 and encodes 606 amino acids. The transcript has a single exon.
AUGACGGGUAUCAGUGCAGAUGUGCAGUCUAAAGUGGACACGUUACAAGAAUUAUUCCCAGAUUGGAGCGCUUCCGAUCUUAUUGAAUUGGUUCAAGAAUAUAAGGAUUUAGAGACAGUUAUUGAUAAGAUUACCUCGGGUGUAGCUACGAGGUGGGAUGAAGUGAAGAGACCGAGUCGUAAAGAAAGAAAGGAACAUGCUGCUCAGUUGCAAAAGAGUCAACAAGCUCAAUUGUUAAGUCACGUCUAUGAAGAACCAGAUACAUCAAAUAUAAAUAAUAAUAAUGCUAUAAAUACAAAGAGCAGGCAACGCAAUAGUAGUAGUUAUCAAACUUCCAGCAAUACCAAAACUAAGAAAACUCCAAGAACAAGUAAUAGUAAUAGUAAUACUUCUUCAAAUAUACAUACAAAAUCUGUCUCUCACAAUGCAUCAUGGGCUACUGUUAUCACUACGGAUAAGAAGAAAGCUAAUGAUGGUGAAACUGAAAUUGAAGCUGAAGUGGAAAGUGAAAUUGAACAACAAGCUACUACUACUACUACACCAGCAGCUCCAAUAAGUACUGCUACAAUUGCUUCCUCUGGGAAGAAGAUGAGUUGGGCAUCUGUAGCUACUCCAAAACAAAAAGCUGAACCAAAGAAAUCUCCUUUAGAGAAUGUUGACACCUUGAAGAACGAAAUUGAUAAUAUUACAUCUGAAGAAGAAGAAGAAGCAGAAGAAGAGAAAGAAAACACCUCCGAGGAAGUUGCAGAAGCAGAAGAAGAAGAAAGCUCCUCCUCUGAAGAAGUUGAAGAAGCAGAAGAAGAAGCUACCUCUGAGGAAGAAAAAGUUUCUGAGAAGACUCCUGCUGCUGUGAAGUCUUCUUCUCCACAUCAACAUCAACAUCAACAAAAGAAGAAGAAGGAAAAGGCCCCUGUUUCUGCACCUGCAGUCACUACUGCUACAACUAAUGCAGCAACCGCUCAAACUACAUCUGUCUCGGAAUCUAAUCCUUCUGAAACUUCAGCUACUCCAAUCAAUGGUGGUGCCCAGGGCCAAGAUCCAUAUGCUCAAUAUGGUACUGCUCAACAACAGCAACAAGCUGCUGCUAUGGCUCAACAAUAUUAUAUGUACCAAAAUCAAUUCCCAGGUUUCUCUUAUCCAGGUAUGUAUGAUAAUCAAUACGGUUAUGCUCAACAACAAUACGCUCAAUAUCAACAGUACCCUCAAUACGCUCAAGGUCAAGUUGGUGGAGCUAAUGUUAAUGCUGCUUACGGUAACGUGAACGCUCAGCAACCCCAACCUCAACUUCAACAAACAGGAUACGAACAAUAUGGUUCUGCUGGUCAAAAUAACACCGAAGCUGCUCAAGGUGAUAUUUCCCAACCGCAACAACCGCAACAACCUCAACAACCACAGCAACAGCAACAAGCUUACGGCCAACAAGCUUACAUGCCAUACUAUGGUAAUUACGGUUACCAACAAUCCUUCCCUCAUGGUCAACAACAACAAUACGGUGCUAACAAUGGAUAUGGUCAACAACAACAACCUCAAAAGCAUGAAGAUGCUUCUCAACAAAGAGAUUCUACUUCUAGUCAACAGAGUGAAGAUGUUGCUGAAUUACAAAACCAAGAAGGUAACGCUCAAGCUAACUUGACUCAGCAACAACAAUUGCAGUACCAACAGUAUUACCAAUUGCAACAGCAACAAUUGCAACAACAGCAACAGCAACAGCAACAGCAACAGCAACAAUCUAAGCAGGAUGGUUACGGCCAACAAGAUGGCGCUGCUUAUGGUUACUCCAAUUACGAUUAUCAACAAGCUUCAUCCAGAGGCUAUUACUAA